AUGGGCCAUCGUCGGUGGUUAGAAGCAAACCAUCCAUUUCGAUUUCAGAAAGACUUGUUUGAUGAUACCAUAGAGUUGCGAUCUGCCCCUAUUCCACUAACUGGAACUGAAGUCUUUAAACAAAUGCAUGGCACCAAUUAUAUACCGGGUAAGGUCUCCAAAUGUUCAAAGAAGAGGGGAAGGGAGCAUGUUGGCAGCACAAUGAAUGAAGGAUUAAUAGCAGAGGUUGCUGAGGAUGUUGACAAAUUUUUUGAGAAUGAAGACAGCGUAUAUGGUCAGAAAAAUGAUGAUGACUCAAUGACAGCAUCUACACAGAAACAACUAUGGAAAAAAAGAGUUCCUGAUGGAUCGUCAGCACCGAAACAAGUUUAUGCAAUUGUUUCUCAAUUGUCAUCAUUCUUUAAGGCAUUAUGUUCCAAAGUUCUUGAUCCUAAGGAGCUUGAUCAAUUGGAGUCUAAUGUUGCACUUACACUAUGCCAUAUGGAAAAGAUCUUUCCUCCUGGAUUUUUUACUAUUAUGGUUCAGCUACUCAUUCACCUAGCGGCGGAAGCUAAACUUGGUGGAUCGGUUCACUACCGAUGGAUGUAUCCUAUUGAGAGGUUUCUUGUGCGCUUAAAAGAUUAUGUACGCAAUCGAGCCUAUCCCGAGGGAUCGAUUGCUGAAGGAUAUAUUGCUGAGGAGUGUUUGACAUUUUGUUCGAGAUAUCUUGAAGGUAUUGAAACGGUUUUCAAUCGACCUCAAAGGAAUUGUGAUAUCAUAGAGAAUGCAGAAGUUUACAAGUUCUCAUCUGGUGGAAGAGUUUUGGGAAAAGUUGAAAGUGUUGUUCUUGACCAGAAAUCGUUGGCACAGGCACAUCGCUAUGUCUUACUUCAUAGUGAUAUAAUAUCCGAGUCUCGCAGAGAAUUUUUAAUAGCUCAGGGAAGUCUCAACCAUAACAUUUGUCCUACACCAAGGAUUGAGCAACGAUGGUUGGUUGAGUUAUUUCCAGAAUGGCUUUUCAAACAGGUACCGGUGAUGAUGGAGAGGAAUUGUUCUGAGGAGUUAAUAGUCAUUGCUCGAGGUCCGAAUAAUAUUGUCAACAGAUAUGAUGGGUUUAUUAUAAAUGGUUUUAAAUUUCAUACUCAAGAGCGUGAGAAAUUUAGAAAAACCCAAAAUAGUGGAGUAAUAGUUGAGAUAUAA
Messenger RNA from Phoenix dactylifera (date palm), 1179 nucleotides. The record is from RefSeq and is a predicted model, not a curated record. NCBI's taxonomy places the organism in Eukaryota, Viridiplantae, Streptophyta, Magnoliopsida, Arecales, Arecaceae.